UUUAUCCACGGUCGUGAGCGCAUAGGGCACGCGCAGCUUCUCGUUGCUUUCGUUGGUGUCCUACCAGCAUCUGUCCCUCUUUUUGGAAUAGACUUAUGUUCCGCCACAUCAUUUCCCGUCGACAGUAAUUUGUGCGCUACUUUCAUUUUAAUCACUGGACCGUGAAAGCGCAAAUGCGCAUCGGUGUGCGCAUCUUUGAAUCUUCAGAACUACACUGUGGACAAUCUCCCUGACAUCCAAAGACUUCUCCUCCGCAAUCCGACGGGGCUUCUUCACCGCCUAUGGCCGCACAUCGGCAUCCCUGAGCCGCUGGCCUCGUCCCGGACCUUUCACCCAUCGCUGUCCUCGAAAGGUCUUUGAAUCAAGGGAGACGUCUGCAAACAUUUUUAAUCACCCUCGAUUCACGUUUUUUUGAAGAACCCGGUGCUAUGCUGGGCCCAUCUCUCUAGAUCUCGUGAUUAAUACACGAUCUCUCCUCCCACAUUCGUCCGACCGAGACCCUGGUACUCUCAUCGAGCCCCGACAAUGCAUCCUAACGCAGUGAUGCUGGCGGUGGUCCUUGUAGGGAACUUGAUGCUACCUUUCAUCUCGGCUCAAAACGCUGGGUUUGUGAAAUCGCCAAUGUCUGAGACUAAGCUUACGGGGGACACCUUUGAGCUGUACUGCGACGUGGUUGGUAACCCAACUCCAGAGAUCCAGUGGUGGUAUGCCGAAAUCAACCGAGCUGACUCCUUCAAACAGCUAUGGGAUGGAGCCCGCAAGCGUCGGGUAUCCAUCAAUACGGCCUACGGCACCAAUGGCGUCAGUGUGCUCGGCAUCACACGCCUCACACUGGAGGACUCUGGGACCUAUGAGUGUCGGGCCAGCAACGACCCCAGGCGCAAUGACCUCCGACAAAACCCUGCUAUCACCUGGAUCCGCGCCCAGGCCACCAUUUCGGUGUUACAGAAACCAAAGAUCAAUGCCUCUGAUCAGAUCAUCCUAUCAGCGGACAGCACCAAACUGGUGACCCUGCAGUGUAACCUCACCACUGCUCAAACUGCCCACAAGGAAAGCUUCUGGAUGAAGAAUGGACAGGAGAUCGCCAAUACAAGGGCAGAGCAGAGGAAUACAGCAUACAGAAUCACUAAACCACGGGCAGAUGAUUCUGGAGAAUACAUGUGUGUUUACACAUUUGACAUGGCCCCAAAUGCAAAUGCCACAAUUGAAGUAAAAGCAAAACCUGAUAUCACUGCUCACAAGCGAAGUGAAAAUAAAAAUGAGGGAGAAAAUGCAAUGCUUUACUGCAAGUCUGUUGGUUACCCACAUCCCACCUGGACAUGGCGUAAAGUGGACGGAACAUCUUACACGGAUAUUGACAACUCUACCGGACGCUUCUUCAUCACCAACAGGGACAACUACACCGAGCUCAACAUUUUAAACCUGGAUAUAAACACAGAUCCUGGAAGAUAUGAAUGUAAUGCCACUAACGCGAUUGGAAACACCGCUGAGACCACUAUACUACGGGUACGCAGCCACCUUGCGCCACUUUGGCCUUUCCUGGGUGUGCUCGCAGAAAUUAUAAUCCUAGUCGUCAUCAUUGUUGUGUACGAGAAACGCAAGACGCCAGACGACAUUAUUGAUGAUGAUGAACCAGUUGGACCCAUGAAAACAAAUUCAACAAACAACCACAAGGACAAAAACAUUCGCCAGAGGAAUACAAAAUAAGCAAUUUACUCAAAUAAGAAGGAUAAACUGCAUUUUUUUGACUACAUGAAGGUGUCAGAGGUGGAGAGAGCACCGGGCAGUUUUGGAAAAAGCACAUCUUGUCUCAUUUUAUGAGAAACUAUGUCAGCAUAACACUGGCAACAAAAAGAACAUAAUGGCUGUCUUAAGCAUGCCUUAUUCAGUCUUACGUGGAGAUUUCAGGAUGAUGAAUAGUGACUAAAACCACCACAAAGGUGUACACAUUUUCAAUGUGCUGUCGGUGUCUCCUUUAUUAAUUUUAUCAUAUCCUCAAAUGAGGUGAUCCCUUUUGUAUUACAUAUCAUGUACAAUGCAUGCAAGAUACUUACGCAAUAGGAUACUCAGAAUAGACAUUUUCUGUUGUUAUCCCUCGUGUGGCUUUUUUUGCAUCUAAAAUGAACUAUGUUUUUUAUGGAGUCAUCCUUAUAGUUAGUUUUAUUCUUGAAAAUUUGUACAGCAUAUCAUGGUCAUUUAACUAUGUUUGAUUUUGUGACAAUAAGUCCACUUUUAACAGAACUUUUAUUGUGAAGCAAGGGCUUCAGUGACUGGCAGUAUUUAAAUUUAAUUGAGAGUGAUUAAAGAAAAUGACUACUGUGUGUUUAACUAUCUAAACAAAAAUGAUGUGUAUUAUUUUGAUUUUCUUUCCAGAGUAACUUAGUUGUCUUGUAUAUGUUGAAGUAUGAGUGUUCAAAUGAUAGGAAAUAUGUAAAAAAAAAAAACAAACAUUUUUUUUAUAUUUCCCAAUUCCAUUUAUUGAUUUUUAUUUUUUAUUUUUCUUUCUCUUUAACUGUAUAGCAUGGCUAUAAUCCUAUGCAAUAUGUAUUCUUAAAUAGAUAUAUGGAGGACAGUUUGUUUUACUCAGUGAAGCUUUAAUAUUGUGGGAUCACUUGGAAGCUGGCAUAGCAAAAUUCACUGCUGUAGCUGCAUGACUCCUGUUUCAAUACAAUGUAUCCAUGUAUGUUGCGGUGGGAAUGGACCUGCAUUACGGUGGGAACAGGGGGACCAGAGUAUAUAGCCACGAUCAGACAUAUGAGUGAGACCAAUAUUUUUUUUUCUGAAUAAAAAGUUUGAAAAUGAA
Scatophagus argus is the source of this 2803-nucleotide messenger RNA. RefSeq names its product neuroplastin b (gene nptnb). The record is from RefSeq and is a predicted model, not a curated record. Lineage: Eukaryota; Metazoa; Chordata; Actinopteri; Scatophagidae. Bases 526 to 1707 code for a protein of 393 amino acids. The transcript is spliced from 9 exons.